Musca vetustissima is the source of this 8068-nucleotide messenger RNA. It is a transcript of the gene tefu, whose product is annotated as serine/threonine-protein kinase ATM. Gene Ontology annotation, biological process: DNA repair. The transcript is spliced from 30 exons. The record is from RefSeq and is a predicted model, not a curated record. Bases 18 to 8066 code for a protein of 2682 amino acids. Gene Ontology annotation, molecular function: protein binding; protein serine/threonine kinase activity. Lineage: Eukaryota; Metazoa; Arthropoda; Insecta; Diptera; Muscidae.
AAUGUUGUGUGACCAUUAUGUCCAGUAUUGUGUCUUUAAUUAAUCAAUUGUGUGCUGAAUUGCGUUCGGACAAGGUGACUACACGCAAUAAAGCUGCCGAACAAUUGGAGAAUCAUUUGAGUUCCUCCAAAAAUGAACUGUUUGCCAAAUUGCCGAAGCGGGAUGAAAACAAUGUGUCGUGGACAACAAUAUUCAAUAGUGUCAUAGAUGCAACCAUUAAACAUGCCAUUAAGGUGGAUGAGACCAAGGAUACUAAGAGCCAGUCGACGUUGCUGAAUAAAAACUAUAUUUACAGUGCCAUUGUUAACAAAUUGAUAAAUUAUAAUUUGGAAGAUCCGGAGCAUUUGUUUAAUAAGUCCACAUUAUUCAAUGGCUUCCAAGAAGGUUUUAAAAGUCGUGUUGCUGUUCUCUAUUUCAAUGAUAUGUUCCUAGGUAUUUUGAAUCAGGGUCUAUUCAAGUCGGAUGUAUAUAUACGGGAAAUGAAAGUCAAUGAAUUUAGUCUCAUACUUUCGUAUCUUUUUGAAACGAACAAGGGUACAGAUGACCUUUUUCGCUUUGGAUCCCUGAGAGCCAUAACAAAAGCUAUUGAGCUCUCCCAUGAAUAUGUCCAAAUGAGCGCUGAUGUUAUUGCAUAUUUUCCCGAGAUCCAUGAAUUUGCCAGCAGGUCAAUAAAAGAUGGUCAACGGGCUGAUGUUAUUAAAUUGUACUAUUUGAUGGUUUCACAGCAUUCGGUUGAUUAUCACAAUUUAAUUUGCAAUGAUUUGCAAGUAGUCUUAUCCAUUAUUAUUGGAUUUUAUCAAUACAAUAUGAAGCCUGAAACAAAGAUUUUGUGGCACAUUGAUAAUAAUAACAAUGAUAAUUCCGAUAAGGAGCCAAGUGAACAAAAAUCAAAAAUUGCCAAGCCAUUGGAUAAGUUGGAAAUCAUGUUGGAUUUAGUACAGCCUCAAAAAUUAAAAUACAAUGAAAUAUGGUUGUCAAUAGUGUCCGAGAUGAUAAAUGAAAUUGAUAAUAUUAUAAAUGUGGCAAAUUAUCAACAAUUGCUAAAGUGUACUUUGAAUAUCCUUGAGGAUUAUUCGAAUGGAAAAAAUAUGCAUUGCAUACGUUUAUUGUUAACAAAACUUAUGAUCGAGGAAAAACAAUUAAUGGCCACCAAAUCUAUUCCAGAUAAUUAUUGUCAAGCGGAAUGGCAUAAAAUAAUACAAACAUUAAUAAAUGAUACCUCAUCGUGUUCAGACGUUAUUGUUGAAAAACAAAAGCUAUUACAAAAACUUAUUUCACAACGUAAAUUAUCGGUGGAUGGUUGUACAACACUUAUGAAUUCCUUUAUAACAAAUGCCGCCUUACGACGCAGCGAAUGUGUACAAACACUGCAGGAGAUAUUCAAAAAUGCCGAUCAUAUUGGUUUAGAUAAAACUUCGAAUCUAGUUGGUCAGUGUAUAACAUGGCUGUAUGGUGAUAAAGAUAGAAAUGAAGCCAAGAGCAUUUUGUUGCACAUAGAACCAAUAAAACCUCAAUUGAUAGCUGAAACAUGUGCCAUAGCUGUGAUAAAUUUUCUUAAUGAAACUUCAAUAAAGCCAAAUGUCGAUGACCACAAAACAAGUGUCAACGAUAACUUAGAAAAUCUACAAUUCAAAUAUAUACGUAAAUUUUUAUGUUUAGAACGACAUGCCAAAGCUUUAGCAAUGCUAGAAGAAGAUGCCCAAAGUAAAAGUCUACAAACGCCAACAAAUUGCCUUUUUCAAAGUAAUUAUGAACUUUUAAUGCGUACGGUUAAUUUUGAAACUACACAGGGAACAACCAGUAAAGAUAUUCAAGAGGAUUUGACAUCAUUACAAAAAAUAGCUAUGCUUAUGAAAUCACUAUUGGAAUAUGGAGUUUUUGACGAGAACUCUUUUAUGCAGUGUCCACUUAUUAAACGCAUUGGUUUCUUUUUAAGUCAUUUAGAGCUACAAUUUAAAAAUAAUUCCUCAACAAAUAUAGAACGUUGUACAUUAAGUGAAAUUCUUAAUUUAUUGGAAUAUAUUAUUGAAUGUUUUACCAGCAAUGCCACAUUGUUACAAUAUUUAGAAAAACAGCCAAUUGAGGAGAUGAUACAAUUUUUGGGUACAUCUUUGAAAACAUCAAAAAAUACCAGGGAUCAAUCAGAAUUUGAUGACUACUCCUCAAUUGCUGAGAAAAUUUUAUGUUUGUUGGCUAAAUUGUGUGGCAGUUGCACACAUUGGAAAGAAGCUUUUGAGCAUGUGGCUAAAUACAAUUUCAAUACAAAAACUCAAACUACAAUAAUUUUGAAAUUGAUAAGGAUAUUCUGUAUGCAAAAAUCACACUAUCUCAAUAUUGGAUCAUGGUUUGUUAACAAAUUGAAAACAAUAUUUAAAUUGUACUAUUCCAAUAUAGAAAUAAUGAAUACCAUAUUAGAAAUUAUACCAGCAAUUUUUGUUUAUAUACAACUAUACGAAGAUUGUUUAGAUGAUAUGCUCUUGGCCAUGUAUUCGUUAUUUAAAAUUGCCUUUCGCAAAUCGUACUCAACGAAAAUGACAGCAAAAAUCAUUAACAGUAUUUGUUUUAUUGCUCGGGAUUGUCGUAAUAUCUAUGUACAGGAUAAUUUUCGUAAUUUAUGCUUUUCGAUUGUUAAUUUCCUACCAUUUCCUUCGUUGGAUAUACAAUAUGCUGCCAUAAAUACCAUUACGGCUUUAAUGAAUAUCAACUGGUUGCGGAAUACAAAAUGUGAUAUUGAUUUAUAUUAUGAUUUUUGUGAUAAUAUUUAUGAAUCGAUAAAAUGGAAGAAACUUCAAGUGGCGCCAACGCAAGCGGACAGUGCAGACCAAUUACAAAAUGCCAAAUCGUUGAAUGUUCAAUUGUUGGUCGGUAUUUUGGCAUUCAGUUGUUAUCAUCGUGUCAAUGCAUUACAAGAAUUGUCACAUGUUUGUGCAUUUUAUAAAUUUACUGAAGCUGAUUUCAUUGAAUAUCAUCACAUUUCUAUGUUUUAUAAAACAACUACAACUGUGUUAUUGAGACCGAACAUUCCCAGUGCUAUACAUACAUGGAUAUCAAAAGGUUAUCCUAUACUAAAAUUCCCCUUUUAUCUUUGUUAUAAAAGUAAACAGGAAUUUCUCAAGGAUAAUAUUGAUUUAAUUACAACAUGUCUAUUACUCCAUAAUAAAUCGGAAGAAAUAAAAAAUUUGGAAAAUUUUGGUGAAAUGCAAGAUCUUUUGAAGAUGGCGAUGCCAAUUAUUAACUAUUUCAUAUUAGUCGCUCAAUGUCCGGCCAGUGAAAAUAAUGAACUUAACAAAUAUGUACAAAAUAUGUUAAAAUUAAAAUUAGAUUUUAGCAAGGCAAAAAGUGAUACCAACACAUGGAAAGUGGUAUUUACAUUAUUCGAGGCAUUGCACGAUGAUGGUGAUUCCAAACAGUUGGCUGGAUUUCCAAUGUUUUUACAGACACCAAAAUGGUAUAAUAUCAACAGCAAUUGUCUACGAUCAGCUUUAAAUGUUUAUAUUAACAGCAAUACCGGCGAUGCUAAACCUGAAUUACUUUUAAAUUACAUAAGUAAACAUUCGUUACGUUUGGUUAAAACUUUUGGCGCUUUGAAAAAGAAUUGCAGUCAAUGUAUUUAUCCCAUUGAUUCUUUACGGCAAUUUUAUAAAUUCUAUAAAUUAUCGGAUAUGGUUAUAGAUACCCUUACGAGUCAAUAUGGCAAAGCUUUACCACAACAUUUGAGAUGUAACGAGAGUUUACGAAAAAUUGCGUUAAAUGCAUUGGAAAAAAUCACAACAAAAAUACUUAAUAUUGAAAAUAUUAAUUCGUUUAUGGAGAAACAUUUAAAUUUUAUAUGUAAAUCUUUGGUCUACACCCAUAAACGUAGCAAUUGUCCAGAUGAACAAGAGAAAAUUACAAAAAUUUGUGAAGAUUUGGUAAACAAUUAUAAAAAGGCAAUAUUGGAUAAACAAUAUGUGUUGAAUAUUUUUGCAAAUAAUGAGAAGUUUGUCGAUAUUAAUACAUUUUUGGAGACACUAAGUGAAAAUAUUGCAGAUGAGAAUGGUGAUGCUGCUGAUUGUUGGAAAAAAUAUUUGGAUAUGUUUAUAGAGAAUACUAAUUAUACAUCGGAUUCAUUUAAACUGUUGCAACAACACAUUUCCGCCAAUAAACACAUUGUUCAAACUGAGAAAAAUCUAUUGUAUCGUCUUAUACGUCAUUUAUUGCAAAUUUUACGCCAAAAUCAAAAUGAAGCCAUAAAUCUGGAAGUACUGAAAUGUUUGGGAGAAAUUGGACCAUUAAAUCUAUAUCAAAUGUCUUACUAUUUUGAAGUUGAAAAUUCUUUAAAUGAGAAGAAUGAUAGUGCCAAAGAUAUUGAAAAGUUUUAUAAUAGUAUUUUUUUAAUACUGGAACAUUUGCAGAAUAAAUUUAAUGCCACAACACAUUUAUAUGUUCUUGAUGUGGCACAAUAUCUAGUGAAUUCAAAAUAUGGUCAAGAUUUAAUUGAAAAAUAUCCCCAAUUUAUAGUAUUUCGUGCUAAUCUCAAUCAAAAUUAUUUGGAUCUAUAUGAGAGUAUAACACCCGCCAACUGGUGUGAUAUACUUAAAGCAUGUGAACAAAUGGAUUAUGACAAGUUUAUACGUCAAUUUGUUGCCAAAAUCUAUAAGCAUUGUAAUUGGCAACAAUUUCAUGAUUUAGCAAAUAAUGAUCUUUAUUUUGCUGAAAAUUCUAUAAUACCAUUUAUAAAACUACUGUUACAAUGUGAAAUAGGCGAAGAGCACAAAAAUGCUAUUAUUACUAUGUUAGAGUAUUUUUUUGAAACAUUUCAAGAAGUUCAUAAAUCUGAUGGCAAUGGAGAAUUAAAAAUGAUUUACAAGGAGAAACGUAUAGUGAAUUUAAUAUUGAAUAUAUGUGAAUGUAUUCGUGUUAAUAAUUCAUGGGAUUUACCAUUACAACUAUUGAAUGUUGUUGAGGCCUGUAAUUAUUGCCAAGCGUAUUUUUUGUCCAUUAUAUAUUUGGAAAUGUGGGCAUUAAAUCAAAUAUCCAACGGCGAUAAAACAAAUUUGGAAAUAAUUUCAAAUGAAACAUUUCAAGAACUUGCCAGAAAGGCCUAUGAUUCCAUUGGUUGUAAUGAUGCCAUUUCGGGCUUCAUUAAUCCAUUAGCAUCACGCAUGGAGUAUUUAAAUUUAACAAAUAACUGGUCAGAUAUAUUAAUCGAAACCACUGAGACAUCGGAAAUGUGUAAUUCGGUACUCAAACGCAAUGGCAUGCUAAAUUUGGCCUGCUCUUCCGGCGAUAAUCUAAAACAAAAUGUUGAUUAUGAAAUAUGUUGGCGUUUGUGUCGUUGGGAUACUGUCGUUGAGGGACAUUCCAAAGUUGAUACCCUAAACGAUAUGGAAUAUGAAUUUGAGAAGCAUCAUUUUAAUGCCCUUAAAUGUCUAAACAAUAAGGAAGAGAAUAACACACUGGCUGCCAUUAAAAAAUCACGUCAUUGUCUUUUGAAUAUUCUCAAAGAAAUUAGCGUCGAAUGUUUACAGAGUGUUUACAAAUAUUUGACAUGGCUGCAAUUAUUACAACAAUGUGAAGACUUUUGUUUGAUACAAUUCUCCAAGUCAUCGGACGUUGAUAAUAUCUUCAAGAAGUGGCAAUUGGAAUCAAACGACUUGGAUUAUGGCCUCUUUUCUAGCAAAGAGAUGAUAUUGUCUCAUCAAAUAUCACUGUUUCAAACGGCCGGUAUAAGAGCCAGCAGAAAAAUUAAAGAAUUUUACAAGGACGAUCCCAUUGAAAAAUGCUUGCUAAAGUGCAUUCGAGAUUGCAAAGCAGCUGGGGAAUUAAAUCUUGCAAAACGUUAUGUGGCGAUGCUUAAUAACAGAUGUAAUAAUACAUAUUUGCUCAAUUUAUAUUCCCAGAUAAGUGCAUUGCUUGAGGAUGUCGAUAUAUGCAUGAAAACUGAUAAAUCGGAAAUAACUAAAUCCAUUUUACAUCAUGUAUUCAAAAAUCGUGAAUUUCAAUAUUGUUUGCAACGUGUGAAAGCCAUGCAAUUACAAGGCCAAUAUUUAAUGGAUACCAAUGCAGAAACAUUUGAAAAUGUAUUGAGAAAAUAUUUCCAAGGCUCGCUAGAUGUGUUGGAAAAGUAUAAUCACUCAAAGGAUAUCAUUUUACAAAAGUUUCCCAACUUAUUUACAUUGGAAGAGUUCCAGGAGUGCCAAGCGGAUAGUAAGAAAAGUGCCUAUGAAAUUAUUGCCAAAUAUGCAGACAGGGAAUAUACUCAGUUAAAUAAUUACGCCAAUUCCGAUCAAUUUGCAAUUAAACGGCAAGCAAUGAAAUUAAAUCGUGAAACAGCAUCAACUGUCAAUCCUCGUGUCAUGGAUCAUGAUAAACGCGUUGCUGUCAAUUUCAUGAAGAGAACGUCGCACAUCGAUGAACAGGAAAUCGCUCAAAUUGAGACAAAAGUCACCUCCAAUCUUUGUACAGCCGUUGAAAAUUAUAUGAAAUAUUCAUGUUUAGAUACAGCCAUUUCAAGUCCUGUUAUAUAUCGUAUAAUUGGUUUAUGGUUUGCCAACAAACAGAAUGAUACGCUACGUGCCACAAUACAAAAGCACAUCGAUGCUGUACCAAGUUAUAAAUUUAUAUGUGCCCUCAAUCAAAUGACAGCUCGUCUAAAUUCCAAACAUGAUGAAUUUAUAAAAAUUCUCAAGAACAUCAUGAUUCGUUGCGUCCAAGAGCAUCCACACCAAACGCUGUAUCAAUUGUAUCCCAUUGUGUACGGCUAUAUUGAUGGGACACAACAUAAAGCCGAUUAUCGUUCGAAGAUUGCCCAGGAAAUCAUUGCCAAAGGCAAGGCGAAAAUAAAUGUCAAUAUUGUUAAGCAAUUGGAAAAUGUUAUACCAGCCCUAGUUGAAUUUGCCAAUACCGAAAUGAAGGAUAACAAAUGCACAUCAAUAUCCCUGAGUGAUAAACUGAAGCGUAUGAAAAAUCUUGAUGCCAUUCAUUGUCCCACAAUUGAUUUGCCCGUGCGAAUCGAUAUGAAUUAUAAAAUCACAAGCAUUAUGAAGUGGGAAUCCCAAGUUGGUUUAGUUGGCGGUAUAAAUGCUCCCAAAAAAUUAGCAUGUCUUUGUUCGGACGGCAUCACACGGCCACAAUUAUUAAAAGGGAAAGAUGAUUUGCGACAGGAUGCGGUAAUGCAACAAGUAUUUUCUAUGAUUAACAAUCUACUGCAACAAGAACCGAAAGCUGUCCAGCGUAAGUUACUCAUUCGCACAUAUAAAGUAAUACCACUUUCAACACGUAGCGGACUGCUGGAAUGGUGUCAAAAUACCAUGCCAAUUGGUAUGUAUUUGGUUGAAGCUCAUAAAAAAUAUCGACCCAAUGAUUAUACGGUAAUGCGGUGCAGGCAAUUAUCGCAUGGACAAUUGAAAUCCAAUCCAGAAAAACGCUACGAAACGUAUACGCAUAUUACCAAAAAUAUUCAACCAGUAUUUCAUUAUUUCUUCUAUGAAAAAUUUUCAAAACCUGGAAUAUGGUUUGAACGUCGUUUGGCUUACAUUAAUAGUGUCGCCACAACAUCUAUGGUGGGCUAUAUAUUGGGUUUGGGUGAUCGCCACACUCAAAAUAUAUUAAUCGAUCAAAACACAGCUGAAGUUAUACACAUUGAUUUUGGUAUUGCAUUUGAACAGGGUAAAAUUAUGCCAACACCCGAAACUGUGCCAUUUCGCCUGACCCGUGAUAUGUUGGCACCCAUGGGCAUAUGUGGCCCAAAUGGUGUUUUUAAAAAAUCCUGUGAAACCACAAUGGCAAUUUUAAGAAAUCAUCAAAAUGUUAUAACCACAAUAUUGGAAGUUUUACUCUAUGAUCCAUUAUAUAUCUGGAAGGUUGUACCACAAAUCAAUGAUGCCGAUAAUAAUAAUACAACUGAAGAGAAAAACCACAUAGCACAACGUGCCUUAAUUGUUGUCCAAGAUAAAUUGGAAGGAAAACAAACGGGUAUAUUUGGAACAUCCAGUGUACCGGUACAAGUUGAACGUUUAAUCAAUGAUGCCAUUAAUCCUCGAAAUCUGGCUAUGUUGUUUUCGGGCUGGGACCCAUAUUUGUGAAU